Molecule: messenger RNA, 2754 nt
Organism: Penicillium angulare
Lineage: Eukaryota; Fungi; Ascomycota; Eurotiomycetes; Eurotiales; Aspergillaceae
Product: putative Rho guanyl nucleotide exchange factor
Exons: 7
Coding region: 1-2754 (917 amino acids)
Biological process (GO): regulation of GTPase activity
Cellular component (GO): cytoplasm
Molecular function (GO): guanyl-nucleotide exchange factor activity
Source: RefSeq, a predicted model, not a curated record
AUGAUGUACAUGGAUAUGAUUCAACUGGACGGUUCCUCUGCACAACAGCUGCCUGAAGCCGAUAUGAAUGUCUCUGUGUUGCAAAGUUCUCCUUCUGUGGCAACCGGGAUGAAGCGUUAUUCUACAGAGAGAAAGAACGGAGAGAAACACGUUGUCUUUGUGAAGACAUCUUUCUUUCCCUCUCAGCAUCCCGUCCCUCGCAACUGCCAAAUCAUGACGCUUGGUCUUGUUUCGGAUGCUCUCACGUCGCGUUGGAGCUACAUUAUGGAGUAUAAGGACACAGAUGAAGAGAUCGAAAAGCUACUUGAUGAGGAGUUAGCUGAGGACAGCGUCAAGGAUAAGGCAUCAACGCUGUUGGCAUCGGCUCAUGCCCCAUUUAAAAGAUGGGUGGAUAUUCUUCGCAAACCGGCCGCGCCGAAGAUCCCUCAGAGGGCUGUGGAAGGCUGGUCUGAUGAAUCUCAGGAAAAUCCAACUUCACCCCAAGAUGCAGAUAUUUCUUUCCCUCCAGCAGACUUCCUGCCGCCUCUAAUCCCAGUGCAGGAUUCCCAGUCGGAGAGAAGCUCCCGGCGCUCAUAUUUGGGAACGGUUAAGACCACCACUUUGAGCAUUGCAACGAGAUCCAGAGGUACAACUCAUAGCACCACCACUCAGAGCGCGAUGUCUGAUGCGCGAAUCUCAAGAGAUAGCUCUCGACCAUCAACCAGACAUUACAUGGAUGAAAAAGCGGAAGAACGGGCGGGCAAGCGACGGCUGAUAUUACGGGAACUGGUCAAGACGGAGGAUGACUAUGUCACAGGUCUUAAAGCCCUGACUGGUGUUCUCUCCAUUUUCAACACCCGAACUCUGAUUCAGCAUAACAUUCAGCAAAUCCACAAGAUCCAUGAGCAGUUCUUAAACAGGCUUCGCGAAAUCUCUCCUUCGUCGUUCUCUGAAACUCCAGAUGAAGUUUUAGAUCUUACCACUCGUGGAUUGUCGAGACGACUAGGCAAUAUCGAUCUACCAGGGCUAAAAGGGUUGCAGAAUAGGUCUUUGCGGACCCGCAGGUUUAAAUCAGACAUGAAGCAGCGUCGCCGAUCCCUUAUCGCAGAGCCAAGCGAAGUUUACGAAGUAGCAUGCGAACUUGGAAACUUGUCGGCGUCCUUUUCGGCAUAUGAGGAAUUUUGCGGGAACUAUGAGCUACUUUCCCAGGAUAUAGCGAUUUUGCGGCGAUCGAUCCCAAAUUGGUCAGUGUAUGAUCAGGGUAUUGAGGCAUUGUCAAAGUCUGUCGCUUCUACGAAUAGUCGCAGAUAUGAGGAUAACAAAUCGAUGACGAUGAACGAUUUGAUGAUCAAGCCCAUCCAACGCUUGUGCAAAUACCCCCUCCUCCUCCAAGACCUCAACCGAAACACCGACGUUGCGGACUGUCCAACUUCUCGGGAAGUCAUGAUGAAUAUAUUGGACAACCUACGCGUUCAGGUGGCGAGUAUAAACUCGGCGACUGGAAACCCAGUCAACAAAGAUCGCAUCCAAAAGACUCUUAUAUUACAAGAUAGAAUCCGUUUUGAUGAUUCGUCCUUGCUACAAGAUAUUUACAGAGACCUUGGUCCAAUGUCAAUGUGCGGAGUUCUUCAUGUCACCUACCACACCUCAGCGCAUACGGCCGGUGAAUUCAUGGUUUGCGUCUUGUUCAAUUAUUAUUUACUUCUUGCUCAAAACAUCGACGAAUCCAACCGACUGGAUAUUAUCGCCUGUAUUUAUAUUAACGAUUUGAAGUCGGACACCGUGCAUAAUGGACGUGGUCUAAAUUGUUACGGUUGUCCUUUUUCAUGGAAAAUAUUGUUUCAAGAACAGGAUGAGAACUUCGAGUUUGUUCUCAGUGCAGCUACGGCCAUCGAGGAAAAGCAAUGGACGACAGAACUAUUGCUAAAAUCAGCAGCUUUGGUCAACAUGGCGGCACCGGGAGGUAAUUGGAAUCCUCGCAGAUAUUCUCUGUUGAAUCUUCCUCUUGUCGCGUUGGAUAGACCACAAUAUACAGUGGCGUCUCUGCCGCGAAGAUCGUCAAUGGAAUCCAUGGCAGUUUCACGAAAAUACAAUAUCCAGCAAAUAGUCAUCCGGAGGACACAUUGUCCAAACAACUACGAUGAGUCGACCGGUUCGGGUUCAACCGGUUCCGCCGGCGAAAUUGAGCGUCUCAAAACCCCAGGGAUGCGCGGUUCAUGGACUGUCACUGCAAGGCGAAUGGACAGGGUUCGAUUGGAGAAACUGAUCUCGGACGUGUAUACGCGGGAUGUGCUACCAUACCCUGGUAUGGUUCUUGGUCGAGGGGAUCUUUUCCGCCGUGGGUCGAUCAUGAGACGUCUUAGCUUCCGUGCGGGAUUUAUCAAACGGUCUAGCUCUGUCAGCACUUCGCACUCCGGACCUGUUGUUACUGAAUCCCAGUCUGUCGACGAAUACGAUGGCGAGGAGAAAGGCCUAAUCACGGCACAGGAUAGGUGCAGCGACCAGCCCUUACAUGGAGGGGACUGUGAAUCACCCAAAACGCCGACAGCCACGCCUAUAUCGCCCGUGGGGCGUUCAAAGACUCUUCGAUUUAGAGAUACACCCAAAAAGUCGGGCUCUUUGUCCCGCAAGGAAAAGCGCUCAAAACAAGAGAAAGUGAAAGAGAAAGAUGGCGAGAUGUCUCCACGUAGGAAAUGGGGCACACCGAUAAACCUGUUAAGUGUGCUAUCCCCGAAGAAUAUUAUUCGGUCCCGUGGUGAGCCAGGGGGCAAUUGA